Molecule: messenger RNA, 2988 nt
Organism: Fusarium tjaetaba
Lineage: Eukaryota; Fungi; Ascomycota; Sordariomycetes; Hypocreales; Nectriaceae
Product: C6 zinc finger domain protein
Exons: 5
Coding region: 1-2988 (995 amino acids)
Biological process (GO): regulation of DNA-templated transcription
Molecular function (GO): zinc ion binding; DNA-binding transcription factor activity, RNA polymerase II-specific
Source: RefSeq, a predicted model, not a curated record
AUGGGUACCUCCACGAUCCAUCCGUCGCAAAGGCGGCUGUCCUGCGAUGUCUGCAAGCGGCACAAGACGAGAUGCCUGCGUAUCAAGCAAAACGACCCAAAAUGUGCGCGCUGCACUAUGCUCGACGAAGAAUGCAGUAUUGGCGGGCCGAAGAAGGUCGGAAGGCCGAGGAAGUCGGAUUCAGCGACUGGUCAGCGCAAAGACAUUGGGCAACCCCAAGCCAAGUUAGUUCGCUCGCAGAAGAAACAGACGACUGCAAAGAACCAGCAGAGAGAACCAAUACCUUUGAGCGCGUCUCCAGACCCAGACAUCUUCCUGGCGAGCAUGAUGUUCUCACCAGUACCUAUACCAUCAACCACAACGUCUAUAGCGACGCCACCAUUUGUUGAAACCACUACAAACGUUGUCUUUACCCCCGAGUCAUCGUGGCCCACUCCUGGGACAGCUGAACCGCAGACUUCGUCACUCCCUCAGCGACUGCCGCCGAAGAUCUCAAGUUGCUUCAAGCAUAGCUCCGCCUUUGCCGACUACGACUGGAACAUAGACGAGAACGACGUGUCAACAACGAAGCCAAGUCAGCUCGGCCUUACAGUCAUAUGCUCCGACCCAGCACGCCUGGUGAUCCCAGAGCUCGGAUCCCCUACGGGCAGUAUCGAGCUGUCCGACGCCUUAUCGCAGCUGUCCAAGCUCAACAACGACUUACACAUCCGAAUGGCUGCCAUAGAAACCCAUCGGUCCGUCAUGACUCUAAGCAGCAUCCUCUUUCGCGAAGGCCCGCUCUUCAUCGAGAACCUCACGCUCGGAGAGUUCACGUUGGGGUCAACACAGGAUCUCUUUGAAGUGCUAUCACGGCUUCUCAAUAACCGAAGUUGUCAUGCGCCACUUGAAACUGCGCACAUGCUCGAUAUCGUGAACCUGCCAGGGCUGGACGGUCAGUCUUCCUCGCCACAUUCCUACGGAGAUGGACAUAAUGGAUCAAGCCCCAGCUUUGCCUCCACGAUCCCGUCCACCUCUCUGCAGCCGCUACUCGCACCCCUUGUCUUGACAAUCACAGGCGUCUUCACCCAGCUCAUAUCCCUCCAUGAGGUUCUCCUCAAGCACAUCACCCUCUGGCUCACUGCCGAACCCCUCAGGCCCAUCUCGGGACUCCAAUUUGGUGAGGCCUCACCACAGGAUCUCUGCGCGCAGGGCGUUCGUUAUUCUACCGCCUCCCUCAGCUUCCUGGAGAGAAUUGAACAGAUCCUGGGCAUCACCGGGCUGCCCGAGUGGGGAGAGCCAGGUUUACUGUCGAUGCAGCAGAUCGAUGUGCUCUGGAGCGUGCUAGACGCCGGCGAAGGCAUCGCUCCGGGCCAUGGCUUUAUGCGGCCGGCGUAUGUGAAGAGGUCGCUCUGGAAGGCAUUGUCAGUCAUGAGUCGAGUCGUGCCUCCCGAGUACCAUAACACAUGGAUCGAAUCACCAGAGCAUUGGAAGCCAGUGGAUCUCCGGGCUCGUCGCCGUGGGGUUUCUUUUAGCAAAGUGCAAAGCGUCGAUUUAGUGGCUUCUUAUGAGAGUCCUUUUGCACGUCCAACAAAGGCUAUUAGCUUCAGCAUUUAUCCUUGGAACGCAAUAACCCAGAAGCUUUGCGUUCAAUCCUUAAAGCCAAGGCUGGCUGUUGAGAACGUUUUCACACUUGGCUCAUCGUGGCUCAUCGAAUGUCAAUCGUCACACCCCAGAUGUACUAGCGCAUACCGUCCAGCACCAGAAUGGCUGCCUACUAGGCUGCUUGAUAUUGGUGAGGAAGGCUUGAACACCUGGAAACUACCGAUGGGGUCCGACCGCCGGGAUAUGCCUACGGUCUUUGAAUUUGGAACGGUUUCGCAUCCUCGGCCAAUUGCACAUCUACCAAUUCUUUUCCGGGAUGUUAUCAAAGUUUCUCGACGCUUCUCUGUCCGAUAUCUAUGGAUUGACGCUUUAUGUAUAAUGCCAGACUCGAAAGAUGAUUGGGAAAGGGAAGCGCCCACUAUGCAGUACGUGUACUCAAACUCUGUCUUCACCAUCGCUGCCACAGGAUCUGACAGCCCGGAUGACACGUUGCUACACGCCAGAGACCUAGACCUUGUUAAAGUUGGCAAGGCUCAGUGCUCGCUGUUCUCGGACGAGCCUCAACCGUGUAUCAUUUAUGACAGCGCGUACUGGGAGAGGCAGUUAUGGAUUCCCGACCGCGAAGCAACUAAAGAACUUGAUACUCUCAUGGAAGUACAGGACAAUACGCAAAUGACUGAUGAUCUGGCUCACCUCUGGUGUCGCCUUGUUCAGGAAUACUGCGAGUGUAGCCUCACAUUCCCAUCAGAUAAACUCCAUGCAAUGGCAGGUAUUGCGAAGCUUUUUGAGACUGUCACAGGGGAUGAAUACGUGGCUGGCUUAUGGAGAUCGCGGUUCAUUGAGCUAUUGCACUGGUCAGCAGCUGAGGUCAAGCCUCUUCAAUCUACAGAUUAUCGAGCUCCAUCAUGGUCUUGGGCAUCGAUAGAUAGUCGUAUCUGGUACUGGGCGCGAAGUUCCCGGGCGACAAACCUAGCCGACCUGGUGGACAUAUCUGUUCUGAAUCAGACAUCAGACAGGAUGUCUACAGUUCUAAGCGCCUGCGCUGUGGUAAGAGCCAGAGUGAUACCCGCUGCCUGCAAGUCAGUAGGGAUGGAAGGUGUCACGUUCCGAUGCCACAAUAACGAGUUCAAGGUUGAUUUCGACCCAGAUACGACUAGCAGUGAAUUGAUUGCUGGCAAUGAGUAUGCAUAUAUGCCUUUGAUAUUAGACUACAACAGUUCUGCUGCUGACAAGUCGUCAAUGGAGCGCAAUGGUUUCUGUCUGAUACUGGAGCGGGAUCAGCAAUCUAUCAGCGGUCUCGAUCGAUAUCGCCGAUUGGGGUCUUUCCACGUUAAAGAAGGAGAGUAUUGCGACAAUGUCGAAGACAUUUUGUAUUGUACUAAGUUUACCGAGAUUGAGAUGAUUUAG